AUGACCACGAUGAAGAUGAUGAAAGACAACAACAAGAACAACAACAACAACAACAACAACAACAACAGCAUUAAAGCUUCGAAUGCUGUUGACCAAUCUUCUUCUUCAGUACUAGAGUUUGUCUCUUUUCUUGGCCAAGGCGCUUUCGGUUCCGUCGCUCUCAUGAAAGACUCCCAAAACCAGUUACAAGCUCAGAAAUCAACUCCGAUAGCAUACAUGGGGAGUCUCAAGAAAGAGCAUAGGAUCAUGCUUCGUUUCCGUAACCAUCCACGCAUCGUCCAAACCACAAACCCUAAUCUUCACAUAAGCACCAACCUCGACCGUUGCUGCAUCUACAUGGAGUUUGCAUCCAAAGGCACUCUCCACAACUUCAUCUCCAACUUCAAUGGCCAACCAAUCCCUGAGGUUAUGAUCCGACGCGCUGCGCAUAUGAUUCUUCAAGGACUUGAGGCUCUUCACUCUAACGGCUACGUUCACUGCGACCUCAAGCCGGCCAACGUUCUCAUCUUCCCUUCCAAGGCUGUUGGAGAGCCUUGGGAACUCAAGCUCGCUGACUUCGGUUUGUCCAAGGAGCCUUCUUGUAUGGAUGCAAGAUCCUUGUCUGGUGGUACAAAGGCGUACAUGCCCCCUGAGUCUUUGGGACCCAACAGAGUGGAGACGAUUGAAUCGGCUGUUGACAUGUGGUCUCUAGGGUGUGUUGUGGUUGAGAUGUUUGGAGGCUAUUCUGUGAAGAUGGGAGAAUGCUAUUACAAGUGGAGGCUUCCUAUACUUGUGUCUCCGCUGGCCGACGACUUCUUGCAGCGGUGCAUGGCGUUGGAUCCCUCGCAAAGAGCCACCGCUGCAGAUCUGUUGAAACAUCCUUUUGUGAUGUCCUCCUUCCGUCACAAGAUACAAUAA
Messenger RNA from Eruca vesicaria subsp. sativa (arugula), 897 nucleotides. The record is from the annotation of a GenBank genome assembly. Lineage: Eukaryota; Viridiplantae; Streptophyta; Magnoliopsida; Brassicales; Brassicaceae.